Molecule: messenger RNA, 2057 nt
Organism: Dictyostelium purpureum
Lineage: Eukaryota; Evosea; Eumycetozoa; Dictyosteliales; Dictyosteliaceae
Exons: 4
Coding region: 371-2047 (558 amino acids)
Molecular function (GO): phosphoprotein phosphatase activity
Source: RefSeq, a predicted model, not a curated record
AUUUAUAUUUUUAACUAGUUGUUUUAAUACAUACAUAAAUAAUAUUUGUUUUUUUUAUUUUUAUUUAAUUUUAUUUUUAUUUUUUAUUUUAUAUUUAAUUAAAAUUUUAACUGUAGUUUUAAAUUUUUUUUAAAAUAUAAUUAUUAUUUAAAAAUAAUAGUUGUGAGACAUAUAUAAAAUAAUAAUAAUAAUAAUAAUAAUAAAAAUUAAUAAUAAUAGUAAAUAUUUAUUUUAUAAAUAAAUUCUUUUAAUAAUUUUAUAUCUAUUUUUUCCUAAAUAAAUUUCCAUUAUAGGUAUAUUAGGAGGGAUUAAUAAAAAUAAAAAUAAACUUCGAAUUUAAAAAAAAAUAAUAAUAGGAAAAAAUUUUAAUAUGUCAUCUGGUUUAAAAACUCAAAAUAAAAUGUUAGAAAUUUUACAUGAACAUUCAAUUGAAUCACCAGAGAAUUUAUUCGUUUUUAAUAACAAAUCUCCACAUCAACAACAAGAUGAAUUAGAGUUACCAGUAAAAAAAAAACUUAGACAAUGUGAUUCCUCAAUUUUAGAAAAUAAUAACACUGAACACAGUAAUAAUAAUAAUUUAGAAACAAAUAAACAACUCUUAAAACAAUCUAGUUUUUCAGUUCCCUCUUCAAAUUUUUAUAUUCCAUGUAGUUUUAAUGAAUCUACUGAUUCAAUCAUUCCCAAUUUAGACGAUAUUAACAGCAAUACAAAUAAUGAAAUAAAUAGUGGCAAUGAUAAUAAUAAUAAUAAUAAUAACAACAAUAUUAAUAGUAAUAAUGAAGAUAAAAAUAUAGAUAGAAAUAGAGUUGAUGACAAUGAAGAGGAGGUAUUUUGUAAUGAUCUUACCAAAGGAGAAAAGAGGGUUAUAAAUUUCUUAAAUGAUGAUGAUAAUCAACAAUGUAAUAUAAAUAGUUUUUGUAAUAUAAAUAAUGACCAGCAACAACCACAACAACAUCACCAAUACCAAAAUUACCAAGAGCAAGAACAAGAUAGUACAACUAGUAGCUUAAACUCUUCUAUAAGUGAUUUAGAAGAUUCAGAUUCUCAAACAAUUAAAAAUUUAAUAAUAGAAAAUAACUUUGAUGAAAAAAUCGAAGAAAUAAAAAAUGUUGAGGGUAAUAUAAUAUUGUUAUCAUCAUCAUCCUCAUCCUCAUCAACCUUAACAAACUCAGAUUCAUCAACCACAACUACUGUAAUGUGCACCUCAACCAGUAUAUCAACAUCAACUACACCACCAUCGCAUCCAGCAUUUUUCCAUAAUCUUCAACAACAACAAACUACAUCAAUAGUAAUAAAAGAAGAUCAAACCAAAAACUACAAUCACUAUUAUCAUAGCGACGAGGAUUUGGAUGAUGACUGCGACGAUGAAGAUUGUGAUGAUGAUUCUGAAGAGGAAGAAGAAGAAGAAGAAGAGGAUGAAUUUAACCCAUUUUUAUUUAUUAAACAAUUAGCAAAUGCUCAAACUUGCCCUCCACCUGUUGCACUUCCACCAAAAGACCAUGAAUCACCAAAAAUUUCAUUAGUUUUAGAUCUCGAUGAAACCCUUGUUCACUGCAGCACAGAACCAUUAAAUCAACCACACCUAAUUUUCCCAGUAUUUUUUAAUAAUACAGAGUAUCAAGUAUUUGCUAAAAAGAGACCAUUCUUUGAAGAAUUCCUUCAUAAAGUUUCAACAAUUUUUGAAGUCAUUAUAUUUACAGCCUCCCAAGAAGUUUAUGCAAACAAGCUUUUAAAUAUUAUUGAUCCAUGUAAAAAGAUAAAGCACAGAUUAUUCCGUGAUUCAUGUGUUUAUGUCGAUGGUAAUUAUUUAAAGGAUCUUUCAGUUUUGGGUAGAGAUUUAAAACAAGUUGUAAUUAUUGACAAUUCACCUCAAUCUUUUGGUUUCCAAGUUGACAAUGGUAUUCCAAUCGAAUCCUGGUUUGAAGAUGAAAAUGACAAAGAGUUGCUCCAAUUAGUACCAUUUUUAGAAUUAUUAUCAAAUGCAGAAGAUGUUAGACCACAUAUUAGAAACAAAUUUAAGCUUCACGAAUUGAUUUCCCAAGCCUAAAAAAAAAAUU